Messenger RNA from Scatophagus argus, 2720 nucleotides. It is a transcript of the gene c6h1orf53, whose product is annotated as chromosome 6 C1orf53 homolog. The record is from RefSeq and is a predicted model, not a curated record. NCBI's taxonomy places the organism in Eukaryota, Metazoa, Chordata, Actinopteri, Scatophagidae. The transcript is spliced from 3 exons. Bases 269 to 709 code for a protein of 146 amino acids.
GUCACAUGUCAGAAAGUGACGAGGCAAACGAGGAAGUACAACACGUUUCUGUACCGGCAAAUCUGAGAGGAGGCAAACCGUAAACAUGUAGCAUAGACAAUCUUUGAUCGGAACGUGUGACGUGAUCAGAUGUCACUGUGUGUAAUUAAAUGAUGGUCAGUUCUCCAUUAAAGUUACAUCUUUUUGCACACACUUGCAAGGCGAGAAACAAGUGCGAACUUUUAGCCUGACGCUUUCAAAAGCAGACACCUCCAAGUUUCACAGGAGCAUGUUUCACCAAAAUUACCCGGGCACAGCUUUGGUCUGCAGAUUGAUCUUUCACCGUGAUCGGCUUAAUAAACGACUUGUAACAAUGUCAAUACCGAAGCUCUCAGACGAAAGCUGGAAGCGACAGACGAGCGGAGGCACAUCGCGGAUCAAUGCGGAUGGCAGCGACGCUGUGACAAGCAACGAGGGGGGUGAAAACGUCCAUGCUGGAGGAAAGUUCACAGAGGAAGAGCUGGCCAUCCACAGAAUCCAUAGAGAGGCGUGUGAGGCAAAGAAGCAGAUGUAUGUCGACCCUUCCAGUGGGUACAAGGUGUUCACUGACUAUGCCCACCGUCAGAGGGGGAAAUGCUGUGGCAGCGCAUGCAGACAUUGUCCAUAUGGCCAAGUCAACGUGAAGGACCCUGCAAUGAAGAAACAGUUUAAUUCUCUGUUUUAUGUGUAGGCCUAACAUCACAAAGGUAAAAUGCCUGUGAGGAAUGGAAGCCACCUCACGUUGCUUAUCUUUUGCCUGUCAUUAUUUGGAUGACUUGAGAGUCAUUUUUUUUUAGCAGUGUACUAAAUGAUGAAAUAUGGGUAGUGUCUGUGCAAUACCUCCCUCCCCAUGAAUCACAACUAUUCUAGGGAUUGUUUUCAUUCUCAUAAGACAGGCAAGUUGGAGAAAAGGAUUUGUUCACUAGAACCUCACACAGAAGUAGCCUUUUAUCAGGUUUUGGUAUGCUGUAUUUUUCUGAUUUAUUUUUUAUUUCAAAUGCCCAAUGAAUCGCCUUGAGCUUCAUUUUUCAUUUCUCCUGAAGAGCAUUUAAUAUUUUGUGUUAUUCUGCUUCCUCUGAUGCAUUUACAAGGGUUGUGGGAGUAUGGAGAUGAAAACUGAAAGAUCAUUUAAGAUCUUCGCCCUCAAGAUAAAGGGCAUAUAAGCAAAAGUAACCGUAGACAGUCAGAUGGAGUCUUGUGCUAUUUUGCUUUGCAUCUCUUCUUAUUUUCCCUCCCAAAUGUACGACUGCAUGAAUAUUAGCAUCAUUUACACUCCGCGAGUGUUCGCCUGAACUGUCUACCUUUGACUGAAACAUUGUGCUGUUAAAAAUAGGCAGGGGCCAAGGGUCAGCCCUUACACUUGGCUGCUCUGCUUUUACACCACUUGAUGGAAUCAGGCUGUUAACAAACAUGCCAUGGACAUCAACAGCAGCCCUUCCCACAGGACUCGCAGCUCAGCCUCCUGGCAACACUGGGCUACAGCUUAGUUCCCUGCGGCUGCUCUCCUGAGCUGCAGCCUAAUGAACUCAUGGGCCCUCUUAUCCCAGCACUGCAAUGGAUCAGCUCGGGCUAAGAUGCACACAUGCAUAGGCAGGCUUACUCCAUCAGAACACCCUGUGGCUCCUAAUAGGCCGAUAUAGAAGAAAGGUUGUGCUAAACACCACACUGUAGCCCACAGUAAUAGUACAAGGUAAGGUCAAGUGCUCACACAGCACUACCUGUGCGUGCAAGAGAUGUUGAGGAAAGAUGUGCCACUCGAUUUGUGAUUUGUGAGUGCAUGUGGGUAGGCAGCGCGAUGCCUUCAGGCGUUGGCUGUGAACCUGCCACACACACUUGUCCGUCUCCGCCUGAUUGGGCAAACAACGUAGGGAUGAGAGGAUGUGUCUGCCGCGGAAUUCCGUUGCAGCCGCCUACUGGCACGGCCGCAAUUUUCCUCGGCAGGUGGGUCCCAAAGGCAAGUGCUUAGUGAUCGGAGCAAAGCCCUGUGAGCGGCUACAAGGAGAUUCAUGAUCCCAACAGUGCUGGGGAGGACAGGUUCUUGGGGACGCGUCGUCAGGCGGGAUGAGAGGCGAAUUUAUUUGGUGUUAUUCUAAACCGAGGCAGCGGAGCGUGCGGCAGCAACAUUUCUGCAGCGGAACGGUGAAGGUGUCACACUCAUCAAGUACCUGGGCCCGCUUGCUUGCCGCGGCUCUGCGGGUUUUGCCUAGGGACUUGUCUGUCACAUUAAAGUAGAUGCAUUGCCAUUCAGGGCCUCGGCGGUCCCGCAGCCUGACCAUGAAAUAGGCCAACUUUCAUGUCUGCCUCAUCCCUCCACGUCUUCCCAAUCCAGUGAUGGCACAGUUUGAAAUGUUUUUUUUUUUUUUCAUCAUCAUGUUCUAGCUUAGCAGUUGGUGACUGAGACACAAACAGCACAGCAAACCCUUCGACAGAUUUAUGGGAAAUUUUUCUUGAAAAUCGACCCUGCCUUCCCACACCACACUGAUCAAUCACCCCAAUAAAGUAUGUUUAGACACAGACUUGUCUGAGUACAUUUUCUUCAGAUGUGCCCUUUGUGUCAUCUCCUUCCACAAUGAAAGAGCAUUUAACUAAAAGUCUGAUCAUUCAUGUUUUUCCUGUUUCUUGUCUUGCAGAUAAAUUGCUUGUGAUACCAGGUCUUUAAGUAAAGCCUUUAAAUCAGAAGCCUUAACUGACCUUAUUCGUGA